AUGCCGUCUGCCUCCCCCACGGUGCAGGACUCCCCGCAUGGCAGCUUCAGGCAAGCGGACAUGCGCGGAGCAGGCAUGGGACGCGGGGGGAACAUGGGGGGCAUGGGGGGAAUGGGGAUGCGCGGGCCCGGCAUGCGGGACAUGGGCAUGCGGGGGCCAGGCGCGCGGGAGGGGCCGGGCGUCGUACGCGAUACAGGAAUGAGUGAGCUCGCGCUCCGAUCCAUGGCGAUGCGGGACCCGGGCAUGCGCGACGGGGGCAUGCAUCGCGGCGGGAGAGGCCCCGCGGCGUACGGCGGCGCGUACGGCGGCGCAUAUGGCGGAGGCGCGGGGCCGCGGCGGGAAUGGGGCGCGCAAGAGCAGCGGCGGUGGGGAGCCGGUGGGGGGUACGUCUCGGGAAUACCGGCGUCGGGAAUAGCGCCGUACGACAGUCCCCCCGAGACGACGUAUGUGGAGAUGGAGGACGAUCCGACGGCUCACGACUCGCCGCCGUCGUAUCACAGAGCGGGCGACGUGAAUCCGCACAUCGCGAUGCUGAGACGGCGCCGCGCCAUGUACAGCAGCAGCAGAUCGCACUACGUGUCGGCACUUAUCAAGCAGAAUCUGCCCUACAUAGUCAUCGCGGUUCUGCUCAUUCUUUUACUUAUUCAAAACCGGCGGCAACAACAGCUAGCGACUGUCACGAAUGGGGGGAAUGGCGCAGCAGGUGGGGCGGGCGCGGGAGGGGGAGCCGCAGGGGCAGGGGCUAAGUCGGCAGCGGGAGAGAAAGCGGAAGCAGGGAAGGGGGGCGGGGGGCAAGCGGGGGCGGGGCAAGCGCAGUCAGGGACAGGAGCAGCGAAGAAUCCAGUGGACCCACGGGUUUUGCAGCAGCAAGGGGGCGCGCAGCAGCAGCAGCAGCCGCGAGUAGAAGCUGCAGGCGCGGCAGGAGCAGCGGGCGGGGGACUGAUUGCGGGGGCGGCGGGAGGGGGACUGACGGCGGGGGCAGCGGGAGGGGGACUGACGGCGGGGACAGCGGGAGGGGGGCGGGCAGGGGCGUCAGGAGGAGGUAUUGCAGCCACAACAGGGGGGACAGGCGCAGCGGGGGCCGCAGGCGCAGCAGGAGGGGGAGCGGGGACCACUGCAGGGGCGGCGGGAGCAGCAGCAGCGGGGGGAGAGGCCGACACUUCCGGCCACUUCGACCCGCUAUCCGAUCUGAGUGACACGGAGAAGAGGCGGGAGCUGGUGAAGGCGAUUCUGGAGGACCCGAAUUCGAAGGUGGCAAAGGAGGUGACGCGCAACAACGUGUUCCGCGAGCACAUGCCGACGUUUGGGUUCGUGCAGUUCGCGAGUUACCGCAUGAGCGAGAGCAAGUUCGCCGUGGUGGGGCUGGCGUCCCGCGUGCUCAAGACCUCCCGCGAGCUGGGGCGGUGCCUGUGGAAGGAGAAGCACGGCGGACAUAGAGUCACGGGGCAGCUCGUGGCCUACUACCCUGGCGACGACCACAACAAGCGGUACGAGGCGGUGGUGCUGGUGUGCGAGCUAGAGGAGUCCACCGCGCAGGACUUUGGCGGAAUCCUCGUGGUAACCGUGGACAAGGAGGACAUCGUCUCGUACAUAGAAGACCAGGGCCAGUACCCCUCCGCCAACCCUGCCCCGCCCUACCCCCACCGCCUCACCUACUGCUCGCCGCCGCUCGCCACGAAGCUCAUCCCCAUGCGGGUUUACGAGUGGAUUGAGUACCAUCUGCACGUGGGGGUGGACCGGGUCGUGUUGUACGACGCGGGGGCGUUAGAUCCGGAGAUCAUGGGGCUGAUAGAGGGCUUUGUGGAGGGCGGGUACGUGCAGAUCGUGGACAUGCGGCGCGUGGAGCAGUUUGACAUCUGGGAGUCCGGGCGGCUGCUGGCGAUGAAUGACUGUGUGCACCAGCACGCGUUCACCAGCCAGUGGGUGUUCUUUGCCGAGCUGAGCGAGUACUUCUCGUCGAGGUCCGGGGAGGAUAUGGCGGCGGUGCUGAGCCGGUUUGAGGGGCGGCCGUACGUGUCGUUUGGGAGCCGGUGGUGGUCCCUUGAGAAGUGCGUUCAGGUGGAGGGUGCUGGGGGAGGGGUAGCGGGAGGGGUAGGGAGGGGUACGGGUGGGAGGAGCUUGCUUGGUGUGGCGGGUGGGGGGGGUGGAGGAGGGUCGGCGUUAAGAGCGAUGGGUAAUGGCACGGGAGCUGGUGCAGAUGCAGGUGCUGAUGCUGUUCGCACUGCUGGCACCACUGGUGGUGGUGCUACUGCUGGUGCUGGUGGUGGCGGUGGCGCUGCUACUGCUGGGACGGCAGGCGCUACUGGUGGUGCUGCUGCUGCGGUUGCUGGUACUGGUGGUGGUUCUGUUGGUGCUGCAGGAGGUGGUGGUGGUGGUGGUGGUGUUGGUGCAUCUGGUGGUGGAGCCGGUGCUGCUGGUGGCGGCAUCGGCACAGGCGGUGCUGCUGGCACUGCCGCUGGUGCCACCACUGCCGCUACCACCACCACCAUCACCACCACCACAGCAGCAGCAGCCGCCCAACCACCCCCAGCAGUCUCACCGGUAUGGGCAGUGGAGCGCAUGCGCUUCCACUGGCCGCAGCUGUUCUGCACAAACAAGGACGAGUACCCGCGUGCCGAGAUGUGCCUCGGCGAAUUCGGCUACCGCCGCGUCGCCGUGGACCCGCGGCAGGUCAUGACGGUCCUCGUGCACCGCACCAGCGUGCCGGAGAUGGGCGGCGACGACUUGGACGCUAGUGAGGCGCGGUUUAACCGGUACCCGCUGCUGACGGAGGAGACGAGGAAAGCGUGCCAGCGGGAGGUGCGGGCGGGGGAGGUGGUGGAGUGGUGGGUGCGGGACGCUGAGGUGGCGGAGAUUGCUGAGAAGGCGAGGAAGAGCCCUAAAGGGCGCCCGCGGGUUGGGUCUGAGUUGGCUUCGGCUCGAAGAUGA
Messenger RNA from Closterium sp. NIES-65, 2928 nucleotides. Lineage: Eukaryota; Viridiplantae; Streptophyta; Zygnematophyceae; Desmidiales; Closteriaceae. The record is from the annotation of a GenBank genome assembly.